Molecule: messenger RNA, 630 nt
Organism: Pseudovirgaria hyperparasitica
Lineage: Eukaryota; Fungi; Ascomycota; Dothideomycetes; Acrospermales; Acrospermaceae
Exons: 1
Coding region: 1-630 (209 amino acids)
Source: RefSeq, a predicted model, not a curated record
AUGGCAAACUCCACGAUCCAAUGGACUUACAAAAAUGAAUUCGAUAACACGGUCUUGUCGCCAUUCAAAUCAGAGUUCACAAUCACGGCACCCCCUGCCACAGACAUAUGGCGACCCGCAUUCGACAAAGACAACUUCACAGCCCCUUUUCUCUACACCACAAUCCUGACAUCCAAGUUCGUCAGUAUGCGCGUGUGCGUCUCCGGACCCUGGAAGACCAGGUACGAUCAGGGCGGGCUCGUGAUUACUUUCCCAGUCCCGGGUACUGGGCCCCUCCGAUGGGUCAAAGCAGGCAUCGAAUUCGAGGCUGGCGCGCCGAAUCUUGGCGUUGUUGCUACAGAUCGUUUGAGUGAUUGGAGCCUAAGUCCGAUUGCUGACAGGCAGAACGAGGCUGAGUUUGAGCUUGAGAGGGAUGGGAUGGACCUUUGGGUCUACGUGGUGGAGAGUGGUGUAAGACGGGCUUUGAGGCAGGUCACUUGGGCGUUCAAUGAGGGUGUUGGAGAGGAGAUUGAUGUGGGCUUGUAUGCUGCGAAACCGACGUAUGAGCCUGAGGGUACGGGGGGCGAUGGGACGUUAUUGGUGACGUUCAAGGGCUUUAGGCUUAUUACGACUGACGGGGAACUGGAAUAG